AUGUCCCACGUGACCGGAUGUAAUCGACAACCACGACGUACAGCAAACUGCAAGGUCAUAAACGAAACUCAGUCAAGUACUGCCAGUGCCAGCACAUCCACAAUCAUGGAGGAAACAGCUCCAGCUCUUCAUUCAAGUGGAUCCAGAGAUGUCGAGUGUCAUGCAUGCGUUGGAAAGAAGCGCAAAGCCGAACAGACUUGUGUGGAGUGUGCAUCAUCAUACUGUGAGCAUCAUCUUGUCGUGCAUAACUCUUUGCACGUGGGAAAGAGGCACAGGCUUGUGGAGCCGAAUGCAAUGUUGCAGGAGAACAUCUGCCCUGAUCAUGGCAAAAUGCUGUUUGUGUACUGCCGCACAGACCAGCUGUGCAUCUGUCACCUGUGCAUUACUGAUAAACACAGAGGUCAUGAUGUCAUCCCAGUGGAAGAGGAAGUGGCCAAUAAACAGAUUAAGUUGGGGGAGUUGCAGAAGCAGACCGUUGACAUUAUUGAAGCUAAGGAGAAAGAUGUGCAAGAGCUGAGACAAGCUGUAGAGCUUUUCAAGGCUUCAGAAAUUAAGGCACUGGAGAAGAAUGAGAAGAACUUCAUUGAGCUGAUCCAGUCUAUGAAGGACAAUCAAAGCAAAGUGACAGAGCUGAUUCAAGGACAGACAAAGUCUGCAGUGAACGAAGCGGAGGGAUUCAUAAAGACUCUACAGCAGGAGAUCAGUAAUAUGAGGACCUUAGAUGCUGAUCUAGAACGCCUGCAGCUGCUCUCUCAUACAAACACUGAUGUUCGAUUUCUAGAGAGUGCUGUGUCUCUGCCCUCACUGACUGAGUAUAAAAAAACAUUCGUCUUCCUUGUGCAUCCGUACAAUUCUUUUGAGCGUGAUUCCAUGGCGGUUAAUGAACUAAUAGAAAAGCUAAACACGACCAGCAAGUUGAGUUUAUUCAUGAUUUCCAGAAAAGUGAGAAACACUAGAAUCGUAAGAUCACCACCACCACAGACACAAGAGGAGUUUCUACAGUAUGCAUCAAAACUCACUUUUAAUACCAACUCAGCACAUGAAAGUCUAAUCUUGAGGAAUGAGAACAAGGAGGUGAAGGCCUCGCACCUGCUUCAGGACUAUCCUGAACACACUCAGAGAUUUAACUGCAGGGCACAGAUCCUGUGCAACGAAGGUCUGAGAGGGUCCCCUAAAUAUUGGGAAGUAGAGAUUGGCGGGGGCACUUGGGUCUGCAUUGCUGUGUCCUACCAAGGGAUCCGUAGAAAAGGCAAGCAGCGUACACUCUUUGGGAGAAAUGCCCAGUCAUGGGGACUGCGCUGUAAACGUGUCCAUAUAGAAUUUUGGCAUGACAAUAAGACAACAUUUUCGAAGUUUCAAUCAUAUGGCUCCAAAAUAGGAGUGUAUUUGGACUACAGGGCUGGAAUCUUGGCAUUUUACAAUGUGUCUGACAACAUGAGUCUCAUUUAUAAGCACCAAACUGUUUUUAAAGAGCCUGUUUAUCCUGGGUUCGGACUGGCUGGGAAUGGUUCCUACGUGAGACUUUGCGAUCCAGUGAAAAAUGAGACCAAAACAUCCCUUUCUUCUCCAUUAAUGUUUGGUAGUUUGUAAGUUGUAGUGUUUACACAUGCAGCUGUCAUGAAAUGCAUCUUAUUCUCAAAUAUGCAAUCAUUCAUUAGGAUUUGGAGGAAGGAUGUGUUUUUUUUGCAUGUAGACACGUGGUGGCAGCACUAGAUAAGUUUUGAAUUCAGCCUUUUUAUAUCAGCAUCUGUAAUUAUGAACAGCUCAAGUUUAGCCAAGAAUAACCAAAGAGGAAAAAAAUCCAUGUUUUGUAUUAUAUGAAUCAUUGCAUGUUUAUUGAAUGUUUGAUUUUAUAUACUGUUUUUAAACUAUAGCAAUAUGCAUAAUCUCUAUUUUUAACAUCUUCUGAAUAUUUAUGAAAUUAUUGCACAUCUCCUUAUGCUAAUGUUGCAAGUGCUUAUCCAUUUCACAUCUGCUGAUCUGAAUGGAAAUCUGUCGUCCUAUCUAAUCCUUCCGCCACAUCCACAUACUAUAUCUGUUCCUGUUCCCACUAUCUGUCUAUAUUUUAUUUCUCCGUUAUGCAUUAGUCCGUCUCUCCUGUCAUGCUCCCUUCAGGCUGCACUCUUCUACUAUUCCAACAAUUAUACCUACAUGGUCUCUUUUUCUCCCUUAAACCACACAAAUGCACAUACUAACACACACGCACAUCAUCUCAUUCAGCAGAUAUAUACCGAGGCCCAGAGGGUUGGUACAAGGGACAACACCAAAGCCAGUCGCCUCCUGCCCUUCCCCCUGCUACCCACCCUUCCAAACACAAAAUCAGCCUAGGGGUAAGUGUAGGGCAGACACGGUUUCAACAGAGCAAGCAAUGCCAGAGCAACAGAGAAGCACAGGAAAUGUGUGUAGAGGGAAGGAUAGGCACUAAUAGCGAACAUCAUAGAGAGAGAAAGUGUGCCAUGGUCCUCAGGGAGCCCAUUUACAGUUCUGUCCAAUCACAGACAUCAUUUUCUGCCUGUAUUAUCCUUUUAUGAGUGACGGGGAUUUUAAAAUACUCUAUUAUGAAAGAAACCAUUUCUCUCACAGCCAAGGACACUGACACUAGUCUCUAUAAAUACCCGUUUUUAAACACUGAGUCACCGUAUAGACUCGAAACGGUAGGCACAAACACCUCCUAGCAAUUACCCAGUAGGCAGAUGCUGAGGUCUGUCACUCUUGCUGCUAACAAGGUGCAUGACUCUCUUGAUGCUGUUGGAGUAAGUUGUUGUAUAAUACACAGUUUUCUCUCUCACACUGAUGUAUUUCCUGUUGAAUAAAGAGGUUUGGCUG
Molecule: messenger RNA, 2826 nt
Organism: Sinocyclocheilus rhinocerous
Lineage: Eukaryota; Metazoa; Chordata; Actinopteri; Cypriniformes; Cyprinidae
Product: tripartite motif-containing protein 16-like
Exons: 7
Coding region: 1-1590 (529 amino acids)
Molecular function (GO): protein binding; zinc ion binding
Source: RefSeq, a predicted model, not a curated record